AUGAAAGAAGCAGUCUAUGAUACAUUUACAACAGCUAGUUUUGAACAAAAAUGGUGUUCGUUCAUAGAAAAGUUUGAUCUCCAAGAAAAUGAUUGGUUGGGUGGGUUAUAUACUGAGUGUCAUAGGUUGGCACCAACUUUAUUAAGGAAAUAUUUUUGGGCUGGUAUGUCAACUACGCAACAUAGUGAGAGCAUACAUGCUUUCUUUGAUGGAUAUAACAAUUCUACAACAAGUCUAAAUCAGUUCGUGAAACAAUAUGAUAAUGCUCUUAGAAUUCAGGAAGAAAAGGAAUUUGAAGCUGAUUUUAAUUCGAUGGAUACAACAAUUCCAUGUGGGUCAAACUCGUCCAUUGAGAAGCAAUUCCAAAGUGAGUUUACGAAUGCCAAAUUCAAGGAAAUUCAAGAGGAAUUCAUAUCUAAAAUGAAUUGUUCUGCCUCAUUAAAUAGCAUGGAAGAUUGCUUUGCUACGUAUCAUGUGUUGGAGGAGAUUUUAGUUGGAGACAUACGCAAAGAGCGAGCCUUAAAAGUUGUGCUUAAUAAGGAAAACCAUGAUUUCAAAUGUGAAUGCUCAUUAUUUGAGUUUAGAGGUAUUGUGUGUCGGCAUGUGUUAUCUGUGUGUAGUCAAGAGAGGAUUAUAAGUCUUCCAGAGAAGUAUGUUUUAACGAGAUGGAAGAAAAACAUUAAAAGGAAGCAUUCAUAUAUCAAGACUAGUUAUGGUGUAACAGAGUUGAAGCCACAAAUGGAUAAGUUUGACAAAUUAUGCAAGCAUUUUUAUGAGGCUGCUGAAGUAGCUGCCGAGUCAGAAGAGACUACCGAAGACCUCCAUGAAACAUUACAUUUGUUUAGCUCUAAUAUGUUUGGAUACAAAGUUAUUCAGGUGGAAUAUUCGGGUGGGAUGUUGCAAGAUUGUAAAUUGAAUUUUGUAUUAAUCCAAAUUGUAAAUGGUGCAUUCCAGACUUUAAAACAAUGGAAAUUGCAGUUUCAGACUUGGUUAAUACAUUUCACGAAGUUGGUUAAUGGAAGUUUAACUUUGCUUGAUGCAGUUCCAGACUAUAAAACAAGGGAAAUUGCAGUUUCAGACUUGGUUAAUACAUUUCACGAAGUUGGUUAA
Messenger RNA from Lathyrus oleraceus (garden pea), 1110 nucleotides. Its product is annotated as protein FAR1-RELATED SEQUENCE 5. Gene Ontology annotation, biological process: regulation of DNA-templated transcription. The record is from RefSeq and is a predicted model, not a curated record. Gene Ontology annotation, molecular function: zinc ion binding. The transcript has 3 exons. Bases 1 to 1110 code for a protein of 369 amino acids. Lineage: Eukaryota; Viridiplantae; Streptophyta; Magnoliopsida; Fabales; Fabaceae.